AUGACUUGGAUUCAAGUCGCUGCCCUACUUGGCGCAGAAUACAUAUCCCUCGCCAUUCUAUCAUUUCCCUGGAGUUUCAGCUAUCUCGGCAUUGUCGGCGGCAUUCUCGUCACCUUGGUCGUUCAAGGUAUUGUCAUCUACACAUCCAUGAUUCUCUUUCGCUUCUGCGAGCAAAAUCCAGGUGUCAAGCAUAUCUGUGAUAUUGGCCAAAUCUUGUUUGGCGGUCACAAGAUCUUUUAUGAACUCACCAUGGUGGGUCUGUUGCUAAACAACCUCUUCAUUCAAGCGCUACACUGUCUGACAGGUUCCAUCAUGCUCAAUACUUUGAGUGGACAUACAAUGUGCACAAUUGCCUUUUCUGGGCUGAUCGCGAUUGCUUGUGCUAUUGCUACAUUACCACGUACAUUUGCACAAAUUAGCUGGCUCGGCUGGGCAUCUGCCCUAUCCAUCUUGGUUUCCGUUAUUUGUUCAAUGGUCUUUGUCGGUAUUCAAGGCGAGCCUAAUGGUUAUACGGCUGCACGCGGUCCUGUUCACUGGUCUGCCAGCGCAACCACAACCGAUUUCAUCUCUGUCUUCAACGCAGUCUUGAAUAUUAGCUACACCCUCAUUGGUCAAAUAUGUCUGCCAAGCUUCAUUGCUGAUAUGAAGAAGCCCAAAGACUUUCCCAAAGCGCUCUACUCCGUGGCUGUGGUUGAGAUGAUACUGAUGCUGACGUGCGGUAUUUACUUUUACACACAAGCAGGACAAUUCACAAAAGCACCAGCCAUCGGCUCACUCAAGGGGAACUAUGCCAAGAUUGCCUAUGGUCUUGGAUUCCCUGCUGUGAUUGUCAUUGGUGUCUUGUAUGCGAGUGUCUUGUGUCAGUUCCUGUACAUGCGAUUCACAAAAAACACACGACACGCACUCGAUGCCUCUGCCAAGGGAAACACUAAAAAGGGGUGGAUGAUCUGGACGGGUCUCGUGUUUGCCAGUUGGGCUGUGGGUUUUAUUAUUGCUGAAUGUAUUCCCUUCUUCAGCGACUUGCUCUCCGUCAUGUCGAGCUUGUUUGACAGUUUCUUUGGCUUCAUUUUUUGGGGUGUCGCAUACUUCCACAUUACACCACGGCAUCGUUGGUUCAAGGGCAAACGCGGCUGGCUCGAGGGACUCUUCAAUAUCUUGAUUAUUGCGAUUGGUGUGUUUAUCUUGGUCGUUGGGACAUGGGCGUCUGUGGCGAGUAUCAUUCGCAGUUACUCAAGUGGCGCUGUGGGUUCGCCCUUUAGCUGUGCGGAUAACGGUGUUGCAGUCUAA
Molecule: messenger RNA, 1287 nt
Organism: Protomyces lactucae-debilis
Lineage: Eukaryota; Fungi; Ascomycota; Taphrinomycetes; Taphrinales; Protomycetaceae
Product: transmembrane amino acid transporter protein-domain-containing protein
Exons: 1
Coding region: 1-1287 (428 amino acids)
Biological process (GO): amino acid transmembrane transport
Cellular component (GO): vacuolar membrane
Molecular function (GO): amino acid transmembrane transporter activity
Source: RefSeq, a predicted model, not a curated record